CCCGGUAGCGAUGGCCGGGGAGCUGAGCCAGGAGGCCCUGCUGGACUUUCUGUGCCAGGCCGGGGGCCGAGUGCGUAACGCCGAGCUGUUGAGCCACUUCAAGGGCUUCCUGCGCGACCCUCACGUGCCCCCCGGGCAGCUGCAGCAGCGUCGGGAGCUCUUCAAGGGCUUCGUGAACUCGGUGGCCGCAGUGCGCCAGGACCCCGACGGCACCAAGUACGUGGUGCUCAAGCGGAGGUACAGGGACCUGCUGGGGGAGGAGGGCCUGCAGCGACCCACCCCCGCAGAGAGACCGCAGCCGGGCCGCCACCGCCCGCGGGACCCGGAGGCGCAGAAGCCGCCGCCGGCAGGUGCUGCGCCCCGGGUGGACUCGGGUGGCGAUGAGCUAGCCGGCAGCAGCGCGCGGGAGGCGGCCGGGGCCGAGCACGGCCCCAGGGACAGCCCGAGCCGGGGGACCCCGGGGCCCGCGGCUGCUCAGACCAGAGGCAGGUGUGCGGCUGCGGAGACACGGGGCCGCUGCUGCUGGGAAUGCCAACAGAAUGGCUGGGGGGACCCCACCGGACAGCAUCUGCCCGGAGAUCUCGAGGACCCUGCGGCCGCCAGUGAGGAGCCAGAGCUCGUCGCCGCGACCGCCCCCGAUGGCCUCGGAGCUCCCGGGUGGCUGCGGGAAGGAGCGUCGGCUGAGCGAGCGCCGGUGUGUGCAACGCCUGACUGGCCUCCGGCCGCCAUCGAGGCUGCUGGGAGCCCGACGUCCCCGCCCGCUCUCCUGCCCCUCCCGGCUCCCUCCAGUGAGCCGCUGGAGCUGUUUACCGCCGGCUCCCCGACCCAUCCUACCCAGCAGCUGCAGCAGCAGCAGCAGCAGCAGCAGCGCACUCGAGAGUGGGUAAGCAGAUGCCCGCAGAUGCCUGAGGCCGGGAACCCCGGCCCCACUCGCGCCUGGUCGGUGGUGCCAGACGACUUCCUCCAGCUACCCUUGGAAACCGCCUUUGGGGUCUCGGAGACAAACUCUGGGCUGCCAGAGCCCGCAGUGUCUCUUCAUUCUCUCCUGCCUGUGGUUCCUGAUGAGUCCUCAGAAUCCUGGCCCGGGAACCUUCCACCCACUGUCUUUCGAAGCAUUCGCUGUCAGCUGUCCCUCCAGGAUCUGGAUGACUUUGUGGAUCAAGAGAGCCACGGCAGCGAGGAGAGCAGCAGUGGACCCAAAGAGUCGCCCGGAACCCCCGAAGAGGGGCAGCAACCUGUCCUGGGAACUUCCUCUUGGGGAGAGCUCAGGGAUCCUAUUGAGGGCCUGUCUGUGUCUUCAAAUGACAGCAGCCCCAGACGGAUCCGGCGGAGCCUCAGAAUUAAAGGGAAUGUGCCCAAUUCUAGGAAGGUCUCAACGGUAGCUAAAAGCCUUGGAGACCACCCCCAGGAGGCUUCGCCCUGGCCAGCCCCCAAGUUCCGGAGGUCUCUCAGGAGGAGCGCCCGUGCUGGGGGAACCAAAUCCUCCUCGUCCUCUGAUGAGGAGCAUCUUGAUGAAGACUUGUUGAAAAGGAGCCGGCGCCCACCUCGGUCCAGGAAACCUUCCAAGGCAGGAACCAUGCCCAGCCCAAGGGUGGAUAUGGUUUUGAUACAGAAUUUGGCAGAUGCUAAUGUUGUGGCAGGUCAGCCACACACCUCAUGGGCCCCCAACAGGGAUGGAUCUGCAGCCUUGACACCCCACAGGCUUUCUGAGCACAGGUCACCCCUUGUCCCUCUAGAUGCCAGAGAACAUGAAUGGAUUGUGAGGCUUGCCAGUGGCUCCUGGCUUCACGUGCAGACUUUGUUCUGGGAAGAUCCCCAGUUGGCUUUGCACAGAGACUUCCUGACCGGGUUCACAGCCUUGCACUGGCUAGCAAAGCAUGGUGACCUGCGUGCCCUUCAGGACUUGAUCUCUGGAGCCCAGAAGGCAGGGGUUGCACUAGAUGUAAACGUGAGGUCCAGUUGUGGCUAUACACCACUGCACCUCGCAGCUAUUCACGGCCACCAGGGAGUCAUCAAAUUGCUAGUGCAAAGGUUGGCUUCUCGGGUGAAUGUUCGGGACUACAACGGCAAGAAGCCAUGGCAGUAUCUGAACAGUAAUGCUACUGGGGAAACAUGGCAGCUCCUGGGUGCACCCCGGGGCAAACCCAUCUUCCCUGUAUAUCCCCUAGUACAAAGCUCCUCCCCAGCCAGGAAAGUCAAGAGCCGGGAAAUGUCUAGAAAUGUCACCCGGAAGUCUUCCUUGGCUGCUUUGCUCAAAACUCAGCACAACAAAUGGAAGUUGGCCAGCCAAUAUGAGAAAUUCCACACCCCGAAGGAGAAAGAAGAGUACAGUGACUGAGGUGGGAUCCUCUCUCCAGAAGGCAGUGUCCCCCACCCACCCACCCAAGCUACUAAGUAGGUGAGAGAACCCAGCGGAAACACAAACUUCUAGGAGUUGGUGAAGAGAAAGGACCAGUGAAAUGGUGUCCUCAAGGGUCAUCUCAACUUCUUGAAGGCUCAUCUGUUUGGGCUGUGAAAUGUAGACAAAAGCAGAGCCAGGCACUCAAGCCCAGGAAGGGUCCCCCUCUCCUGAAGCAGCCAAGGGUCUGAGCACAGGAAGGCACGGUGUUCUCUGCGGCAGUGCCAGGCCUUACUAGAAUGGGAACAGAUGCGUCAGAGAGGCGGUUCGUGGAACUGACAGAGCUCACAUGCUUCCCAGGCUGGAAGCUCUGGCUUCUAUUCAUCUCCAGAAUCAAUCUUGGCUGAGUGGAGAGCACCAGGUUUGAAGUCAGAUGGCUUCCCUUCAUUUUCUUUAUGUGCCUUUUGGCAUUCCAACCAAUGAAAUAAAAUAGUUACUGGAGAGUGUUGAAUUUGAUUGAAGAGAUUUCCUCAGCCCUGUGCCCGAGCCUUCCUGUGAACAGCAUCUAUGGUUGCUUGGUGUAAACUGAUGACUCUCUUCUCUGGGUACCUUUGCCAGCGAUCAGAGAGGCAGAUAGGAGAGAUCAAGGAUGACCUUGACUCCACUCUCCGGAGAAAUGACUCCAUUCAGGCCCUGCCUGUUUGCUGGUGGUGUAUGUUUGUUUUUUGUACCAACCCCAAGUGAGCUGCCCAAGUACGAAAGCAGUUUGGUUCUUCAUUUGUGUGAUGAGUGAAACUCUUCACCCUGAAGGGAAACUCCCCGGGUAGCAAACAGAAUCAUCUCUGACAGCUUCCAAUAGGUUCCAAGGUCAAAGCUGACACUCGGGAAAAGAGAAAGCUGGGGUCUUUCUGGGGAAGUGGGAAGGGUUAACACCAUCAGAACUGUGUCAGGCUGCUAAGUAUGACGUCAUUUGCACUAAACUUCUUGCCAAUCAAGAUUAAAUAUUAGCCUCGAAGUACUGAAUGUCUAACAGGAAGUGUCCCGUUCAGUUCUCAGGAAGACGGAUCAGUGCAGGUCCCUGGCCGAAAUCACAGAGUGACGACUCUGCAAAUCCCAGCAGAAUGUGCAGGUCACCGAAUGUAAAUCCAAAGAGGGCUGAAAAGUUCAAAGUUCAACCAGAGAUGACUUUUUUAAUGGAAAUAUUUUCAUGUGUAGUGGCAAUGAUGCCGUAUUUUUUUAAAGUAUUUUUGUGUUUCUUCUGGUUAUUUUCUCGCAUUAAAAGGCCAGCAGAUCAUUAUAAUUUA
Molecule: messenger RNA, 3642 nt
Organism: Peromyscus californicus insignis
Lineage: Eukaryota; Metazoa; Chordata; Mammalia; Rodentia; Cricetidae
Gene: Sowahb
Product: sosondowah ankyrin repeat domain family member B
Exons: 1
Coding region: 11-2338 (775 amino acids)
Molecular function (GO): protein binding
Source: RefSeq, a predicted model, not a curated record